Molecule: messenger RNA, 1782 nt
Organism: Musa acuminata subsp. malaccensis (wild Malaysian banana)
Lineage: Eukaryota; Viridiplantae; Streptophyta; Magnoliopsida; Zingiberales; Musaceae
Product: TOM1-like protein 1
Biological process (GO): protein transport to vacuole involved in ubiquitin-dependent protein catabolic process via the multivesicular body sorting pathway
Molecular function (GO): phosphatidylinositol binding; ubiquitin binding
Source: RefSeq, a predicted model, not a curated record
AGUGGUGGAAUGGGCUAAAAGGCGAAAACCAUGAUAUCAAUCAUUACACAAUGCCUUCAUCCAAACCCUAGAUCCUGUUUCCAUUUCCAUCUUUGGCUAGGGUUAGUUGUUUAGGCUGUGUCAGGGCGUUUGUUUCUCAUGAAGUUGUAAUUAUGUUGUUGCAAUGCCCUUCGAAAUAGGGAACACACUGUAUAAUAAUGGCAGCACCUGUCAAAUUUGUCAGCCUGCCUUUUGUUCUUGUCCCUCCGUUCCUUCAUGGGUUGUUGCACAACACAUGUUCGUAGCUUUGUAUCUUAAAAUUUUCUAAUGACUUCAAUCUUGCCCUUACAAGACGUUUUUUGCCCUAAGCAAGUUGAGAUUGGAGUGCAAAAAUGAGCGACAAUCUGAUGGAUAAAGUCAGUGCCUUUGGUGAGCGUCUGAAGAUCGGUAGGGCCGAGGUGAGCCGGAAGAUGAAAGAUCGCAUGAGCUCUAUGAGCUUUAAGAUGAAGGAGCUCUUUCAUAGUCAGAACCAACCAGAGAAGAUUGUGGAGGAGGCCACAUCAGAGAACUUAGAUGGUCCUGAUUGGUCUGCCAACCUCAUGAUCUGCGACAUGGUCAACGGCGACAAUUAUAAUGGUAUUGAGUUCAUCCGUGGCAUCAAAAAACGAAUCAUGUUAAAUAAUCCUAGGGUCCAGUAUCUUGCCUUGGUCCUUCUCGAAACCUGUGUGAAAAAUUGCGACAUGGCUUUCUCUGUGGUUGCUGCGGAGCGGAUCCUUGAUGAGAUGGUGAAGCUGAUUGCCAAUCCUCAGACUGUUGUGAAUAACAGGAACAAGGCACUUGUUAUGAUUGAAGCAUGGGGAGAGUCUGGGGACGAACUCGGGUACUUACCAGUCUACGAGGAAACCUACAAGAGCUUAAAAUCUAGAGGUAUUCGUUUCCCAGGACGAGAUAAUGAAAGCUUAGCUCCAAUAUUUACACCACCGCAUUUAGUUUCGGAGACUGAAGCAUCUAAUAGUGUAGCUCCGCAGACUUCCGAUGUUCCUAUGGGAAAUUUUACUGCUGAGCAGAUAAAGGAAGCAUUUGAUGUGGCUCGAAACAGUGUCGAACUUUUGUCAACAGUUCUGUCAUCAUCACCUCAUCAAGAAGUCUUACAGGAUGACUUGUCAAAUACUCUGUUCCAACAAUGCCGACAAAGUCAGUACACCAUCCAGAGUAUUAUCGAGGCAGCAGGUGAUGACGAAGCUGUACUCUUUGAGGCCUUAAAUGUGAAUGAUGAGCUCCAAAGGGUCCUCUCCAAGUACGAAGAGCUGAAGAAGCCUCCUGAAGUGCCGUCUGAACCAGCACCUAAUACGAUACCAGUUGUUGUGGAACCUGAAGAAUCUCCUCGAGCUGGCAGAGAAGAUGCUCUCAUCAGAAAACCUGCAGGUUCCAGAACCAAGCCAGAUAGAUAUGAGACAUAUGACGACAUCCUAAAUGAUCUAGAUAAGAUGAUUUUUGGUACAGAAAAAGGUAGCACAUCCGAGAACCAGAAGCCAAAGAAGAAGCAGCAACAGAGUGAUGAUCACACGUCCUUCUAAUUGUUACCCUUCUCUUUAUAGGCAAAUUGUGGUGCUGAUCGUGGUGUAUGCUCUUCCUCUACUUGUCAUUUUAGGAGGCAAAACAUGCUCCAGUUUGAACUGGAUUUCCUUUUUUUUUCAUUGAAGAAAGUUUCUGAAUCUGAACAGAGAAAUUUUCUCAUUUUUUUAUGUAAAUAAGGACAUAUUCCUUGUGAAUGCCAGUUGGGGCCAAUUUGAAUCUAGCAAA